UAUAUAUACUGUAUAUAUAUAUGUAUGUACGUAUAUUUCUAUUCAUACUAAAUUUAUAAUUAAUUAUUUGUUACACAUGAAUUAAAUAAAAAAAACAUGAAAUCAGAUACAUCAUCAUUUGGUCAACCGUCAACCGUUAAAUACGAAUCAGCUUUAAUAGAUCCCCCUGAACUAGAGGAUCAAGAAGAUACUUUACUCGAAAAAAUAAAAACAUUAAUGUCAAAGAUGGCCGAAUGGAUAGAAUAUUUACUUCAAUUUGUACCAUUUGUUAAUAGCAGAAAGAAGAGAGAUGUAAGACAAAAAGAUACUGAAAAAUUUGAAAAGAAGAAAUUAAAAAUAUUCAUUGGUACAUGGAAUAUGCAUGGGAAAUUACCUCCUUAUAAUCUCAAUCCUUUUAUCGAACCUCCAAGUACAAAGCAUGAAGUAAAAGACUUAUAUUUAAAAAGAAAUCAUAAUCAUCCUUAUCAUAUUUUGGUUAUUGGUACACAAGAAUGUCAACAUAAUAUUAAACAUUCGGUUCUAUUUCCUUCUAAAGAAGAAUGGGAACAAAGAUUAAAAACUUAUUUAGGAGAUGAUUAUAUUUUAGUUAAAACUGAAACUAUGGCUGCUUUACAUUUGGCAGUAUUUGUUUGGGAACGUUGUAAAGAUUGGGUAAAAGAUUAUCAACAUGGAGAAGUUCCAACUGGUUUUGCAAAUUUAUUUGGAAAUAAAGGUGGAAUUGGUAUUUCUUUAUUAUUUGGUAACACUUCUCUUUGUUUCAUAAAUAGUCAUUUAGCUGCACAUCAAGAUAAAGUUAAAGAAAGGAAUCAUGAUGUGAAAAAGAUUUGUAAAGAAUUAAAAUUGAAAGGAUUUUCUCCUUCAGAUAAAGUAUUCACAAAUGUUACGGAUAGAUUUGAUUAUACAUUUUGGUUUGGUGAUAUGAAUUAUCGUGUCGAUUUAGAAAGAAGUCGUGUUGAUGAUUUAAUCAGACAAAAUGAUAUUGAAACUUUAUUAAAAAGUGAUCAAUUAUCGUAUGAGUUGAAAUCAUUUCCAUAUUUUAAAGGUUUUAAUGAAGCCCCUUUAAAUUUUUAUCCGACAUUUAAACUUGAUAUAACACAUAGAGUAAGCCAUUAUAAUCAAGAACAUCCACCAUUAAUAAGUUAUCAAUCAUCACCCGCAUUAAUUGAAUCAGGCACUUUACGUUAUGAUUCUUCUGAUAAACAACGUGUACCAAGUUGGACUGAUAGAAUUUUAUGGAAAUCAAGAAAUAUUAAGAAAAAAGUUGAUGUUGAUGUUUUAUCAUAUACUUCUCAAAUGAAUGUCGUUGGAUUCUCUGAUCAUAGACCUGUUACUGGUUGUUUUCUUGUAGAUUUUGAUUGGAAUCAAGCUUCACAAGAAGCAAAGAAAAAAUUAAAAUCUAGAAAGAAAAGAAGGAGAUUUUUAUUAUACAUUUAAAAUAAUUUACAAAAAGACAUUUAUUUUAUAUUUUUAAUUAAUUAAUUUUUGUUAUUUGUAUUUAUAUUUGAUAGAGUAUUUUUUAUGGGCUGGUUUUUUAGAAUUUUUUUUUAUUGUAUUUUUAUUAAUAAAGCUGGAUAUUUUUGAUCUCGUG
Rhizophagus irregularis DAOM 181602=DAOM 197198 is the source of this 1588-nucleotide messenger RNA. The record is from RefSeq and is a predicted model, not a curated record. Lineage: Eukaryota; Fungi; Glomeromycota; Glomeromycetes; Glomerales; Glomeraceae.